AUGAGAGGACCAAGCUAUCCAAUGAGGUGAUCAACAUGCUCAUGAUGACAGCAGUGAAUGGUGUGGCAGUCACCGAGUACGACCCCCAGCCGGCCAUCCAGCACUGGUACCUAACCUCCUCGGGCCGGCGCUUCAGCCACGUCUACACCUGUGCCCCGGUGCCACGCCAUUCCUAUGCAGGGGCGGUGCUCAGGAAGGAGAAGAUGGGAGUGCUCCAUGUGGAGGAGGCCGUGACCCAGAAGCUGCCCACCCAUCCUAUGGGAACGGGUGGAGAUCAUGAAGACUGCCUCAUGGACCCUCCUGACAGACUCCUGUACCCCCACACCAGUCAGGAGGCCCCUGUGCUAUCCUGAUACAGGCUCUGCAGGAGCAGGAAUCCUAGGAUUGCCUUGGAGACCCCUACCCUGCCCCUUGUGGUUGUGCUGACAGGCUCUGUGCCCUAGAAUCUUCCUUUGGUAGGGACUCUAAGAGCAGGAAGUGGGCAGUGACAAGGUAGUUACACCCACAUGCCAGAGGGCAGGGCCAUCAGGGGGCGCACAACUUGUUCACCUCUAAAUGGAGCAGGGACUCACAGCACUGACAUAUGCAGAGGCUCUUACCUCAAGUUCAUGUUUAAGGUGCUUCAGGAAAUAAUUCCAUUGUGAAAGAUUUCACCACAUAUUCUAGUGGCAAGAGGAUUUUUCUGAAGUGGGAGAGACUACUGGGGGUAGGAACUUAAAGGAGCACCCCAGUCCCCUGGAACAUUGGGAGCGUUCCAGUGGCCUGGGGAAGACACUGGGUGAGGGGCAGAGGAUGACCAGGCUCCAGGUUCAGCUGGCCUAGCUCUGGGAUGUCACCCUGGCUCUAUGACAGAAGCAGGUACAGCCUGAUUUCAAAAUGGCAAACUCUCAUCAGAGAAUCUCUCUACCUCCUCCUAGUACCGUCCUUUAGGGUGAGACAAGCUAAGCCC
This is a messenger RNA of Eptesicus fuscus (big brown bat), 949 nucleotides long. RefSeq names its product zinc finger protein 862 (gene ZNF862). The record is from RefSeq and is a predicted model, not a curated record. The coding region runs from base 36 to 353 and encodes 105 amino acids. Lineage: Eukaryota; Metazoa; Chordata; Mammalia; Chiroptera; Vespertilionidae. The transcript is spliced from 2 exons.